Messenger RNA from Fusarium coffeatum, 1371 nucleotides. RefSeq lists its product as uncharacterized. The record is from RefSeq and is a predicted model, not a curated record. Gene Ontology annotation, molecular function: tRNA-guanosine(34) queuine transglycosylase activity. Lineage: Eukaryota; Fungi; Ascomycota; Sordariomycetes; Hypocreales; Nectriaceae. The transcript has 2 exons. The coding region runs from base 1 to 1371 and encodes 456 amino acids.
AUGUUCGAGCUACUAAAACCCGCUGUUGGCGAAGCUGGUGUUGCUCGCCUGGGACGACUGGCAUUUGCUAGUGGACGCAGAACAAUGCAGACACCAAACUAUCUUGCUGUUGCCUCACGGGGAGUCAUCCCUCACUUGACACCAGACAAUGUCACAAAGCACACAACGUUUGAUGCAGCUUAUCUAGCGAUAGAGGAUUUUCUUGAAAAGUCACAACCUCCUGUACUCCAACUACCACCUGGAACACCGAGAAAUCUUCAAAACUUCACAUCUUUCCCAUCAGAUCGAGCCUUAAUCCUUGGCCCAAGAAGAUUCCCUGCUGUCACCGCACCAGUGGGAAAUGCUGCUCACCAUAUCAGUAUCUUUACCUCCACCGGUUUCCGCAACCUCACGAUCCCUGAAUACGCAAAGUUCAUUGAGCUCAUUCAACCAGAUAUCGCCAUUCCUCCAGCUGACCUCUCCCACACCAGCACUAAGCUCUCAUCUAAACGUCAGAUUCGUAUGGUUGAGAGGACAGAAGAAUGGGUAGACAAGUUCUUUCACCUUUCAGACCCCCAGGGACGUCUAAAAGAAAUGGGGGUUUCUGUCUUUGCUCCUGUGCUCCCUGCCGAGUACCCUAUACAGUGGGACUACUUGCGAUAUCUCGCCGAAGACGUUCGAGAUAAACUCUCUGGUCUCGCUGUGUACGAUGUCAACAUUGUGCCUGAGCUGGUCAACUACCCUUCCCUAGGAGACCUGCCCCGGCUGUCGUUUGGGCCUUCCAAGACUCCUCAAGAUCUCUUGCGACAGAUUGCCCUUGGUAUUGACGUAUGCACUGUACCUUUUGCAAACACCGCAUCUGAUGCAGGUAUUGCCCUGUCAUUCACUUUUCCACCCCCUGAGUCGUCCGAGCUGCAGCCAUUGGGUAUCGAUAUGUGGUCUGAGGAGCAUACGACAUCCCUGCAGCCUUUAGUGGACGGCUGUCAAUGCUACGCUUGCACCAAGCAUCACCGGGCGUUCAUGAAGCACUUACUGAAUGCUAAGGAGAUGCUGGGCUGGAACCUUCUCCAAAUUCAUAACCACGCCAUGCUCAAUGCGUUCUUUGACGGCGUCCGAACAGCUCUGAGCGAGAGCAGCGAGAAGUUUGAGGAGCUACACAAGAAGUUUUUGGCUGUGUAUGAGCCCGAGGUCCCCGUUGGAACCGGAACUAGGCCUCGGGCCAGGGGUUACCACUUCAAGAGCAUUGCAGGGCAGACUAAGAUCAACGAGCCCAGCUGGCAACUCUAUGAUUCGGUCGAUGUCAGCCCCCACCCGGAGGCCAUUGCAGAACCUCUUGCAGCUGUCGAGGGUACGUUGCCCACCGACGGGGUUGCACCCAGCCUGGAGAAGUGA